UCGAGGCAGACCGAAGUAGCACUAGGCGGCAAAGCAUUGUCAUUCAUUACUGUACACAUUUCCAACGAGUCGACAAUAAAGCUAGGUGCUUCUCAUUCUAUCUGCAUGCUUAGUGUGUCUUCAUCAACGAGCAACGGAACUUCACUGAUUCGGUACAAGUGCGUAUAGCCAAGAUGGUACCACACCACUUCACCGUCGGUUUAUGUCUUCAUGUGCUCAUGCUGCUUCCAUACCACUCGGUCUUGGCCGGUUAUAAAACUACCAGUUAUGGUAUGCAAGGUGGUUCUAUGACAUAUGGAACCAGUGGUCGGAUCAGCAGCAGUGGUAGUACUAGCAGCAGGAUCGGUGGUGGCAGCAUGGUUGCGCGCUACACCGGCCUGCAACAUCGCGAUCUCCUCGACGACGACAACGGACAUUACGUGUGCUCUCUCCAAGACUGCAUGCCAUACAUCCGCAUGGAAGUCACCAUCGAACUCAGUAUUCAACAGAAACUUGAAGUCCAACGUAAGCGGAGGUUCAUUCGUAAAUGGCGUGGCGAUAACAAGCUCUACCGCGCCUCAGCCAAGAUUCGGCACACCCCUAUAGUCACACUGACCCCAGCACAGCAGUCGCAAAUCCUGUCCCGAUUUGGCAACUACUUCACGUCAGGGGAAGACCUACCACCGAUCACACACGUUGGAGCCAGAGAGAAGCGCAGCGCUGUCAGCAUUUGUCCACGUGUGGAGCAGUGGGAUGCCUUGGUGUUGGGCUUAACGAAUGACGAUGAACUUGUCCAAGUUGUGCAGUUUCCAGAUACGGGCGACACGCAAUGGAUUCUAGAUGAGCGGUGCGCGCAGACUGAAUGCAGCUUCGUAUCUCACUGUGGGUGUACCGCGCAUACUCGUCUGGUUCGAGCCGCCGUCAUCAGCUUCGACCAGUCGGUCGUAGCCGAGAAAUACAUCAAAGUGUACUGCUGUGUGGCUAAGUUUCUCAGCUGAGCCAAUCAACACAAAUUGAGAUCAGCCCUGGUUCUUUACGGAUAUUUCCCUCAGGGUAGGGCUUACAAAAUUAGCACUUACUUCAGAACAUUAUAGUUCGCGGGAAUUCCAGAAGGGACAAAAUUGUGAAUUAUUUUCCAGUUUAUUUUCCUUUUUUAGAAGAUUGUUGGUCGCACUAUUAUGCCUGAAUCUCAAGAAGAUUUGUCUCCAGACGUUUCAUGUUGUAAUGUUUCUUAGGGGCGGGGGAGGCUGGACAAUGAUUAACUGCGCUUAUUUCGAAGAAGAAAAUAAUGUAAUAUUCAUCCUUUUGUGUAAUAUCCUUAAAAAAACGAACUUUGGAGGACGAGAACGUCAACAAAAAGCAGACAAAAAGUCACGCUUAGCUCAAAGUAAUGCAAAUUGUGGGUCGAUUUCGUUUUAAACUGUUCAAAAGUAGCUUAGAAAAUGUAAAAAUGAGCAUGUGCCUGUUUCCUCUUAAUGCAUGAAUAUUUUUUGAAUGAUGCCAAGAUGUUUAGUCUUGAUAUUUUACGUUAAAAAGGCAAAUUAAUUUCUCAACGAAGAGGGUGUCCUUUAAAUUCAUGCGAAAGCGUUGAGGGCACCGUAUAUUUGCGUUAUGUACAUUGUGUUUAAUACUUUGCCUUUACUCGUUUGAAUGUCUUUAAUCGUGUUAUGAUCCAUUACUAACAUAAUCCUUCAAAAACUCAGUAUGAUAGAAGAUUAGCACACUGACUCUGUCAGCAUUUAAAGAUUUUAAACUUAUCAAGGCUUUAAACUUCGAACUUUUGAGAAAUUAUUGGAUUAUUUAGCGAUUUCAUAAGAUUGAAUUUAUAAUAAUUAUAGUUUCCGCUUCAAUAAUCGGUUAAAAUUAACAUAUAUUGCUAAUAAACGCAUUUUUGCCCAAAACGGUUUUCUGAUUUUUAA
Patiria miniata (bat star) is the source of this 1898-nucleotide messenger RNA. RefSeq lists its product as uncharacterized. The transcript has 3 exons. Bases 174 to 977 code for a protein of 267 amino acids. NCBI's taxonomy places the organism in Eukaryota, Metazoa, Echinodermata, Asteroidea, Valvatida, Asterinidae. The record is from RefSeq and is a predicted model, not a curated record.